This is a messenger RNA of Dibothriocephalus latus, 225 nucleotides long. NCBI's taxonomy places the organism in Eukaryota, Metazoa, Platyhelminthes, Cestoda, Diphyllobothriidea, Diphyllobothriidae. The record is from the annotation of a GenBank genome assembly.
AUGACCAACCAUCAGGGAGGUGGGACCGGAGGAGGCCGUCGCGGACAACAGGGUCGACACGAGAUUGGAACGGCAGAGCCGGAGGAGGCCAUCGCGGACAACAGGGCCGACAAGAUGAGGGAACGGCAGAGUUCAUCUUAUAAUCAACCGAAACGCCGGAGAUGUGACCUUGUGGACUGCGGAGUCCAGCGACGAGCUGUAAACGCCGGAGAUGCGACCUUGUAG